Messenger RNA from Drosophila yakuba, 929 nucleotides. Its product is annotated as putative protein TPRXL. NCBI's taxonomy places the organism in Eukaryota, Metazoa, Arthropoda, Insecta, Diptera, Drosophilidae. Bases 351 to 860 code for a protein of 169 amino acids. The record is from RefSeq and is a predicted model, not a curated record. The transcript has a single exon.
UGCACCAUCUGACUUCUUAGUUGUGUACGAAUCAGCUUUCGACCAAGAGCGAUAAUCCAGAUGUAUAUCUUGUGUGAUAUAAAAUAAGUAAUGCCAACCGUAUUUGACCAACUAAUGUGUUAAUAGAAACGAAAGAACGAAUUUAUUAAAUAAAAGCUUUUUGUCUAACUCGCGUGCUAUUUAGGCAGCUGUCGAAAUUCGGCAAUACGAAAAGUUCUAUUCAAUCGAUUUGUUGUCACAGCUGUCGAUCAUCCUUACAAUGGGGCCGUUGACUGUACGAGUGGUAUAAAAGCGUUAGCCAUCAUCCGGAGAUCAUCAACCAAGCCCAUCCAUUCAAGGCAAUCCAAGCUAUGAGGACGACAACACUACUUUUGAGCCUUGGCCUUUUGGUCCUGUGCUUCUCGAGGUACAGUUUCGCCGAGGACGAUCCCACCGAUGGAAGCACCACGCCCACUGAUGGAAGCACCACGCCCACUGAUGGAAGCACCACGCCCACUGACGGAAGCACCACGCCCACUGACGGAAGCACCACGCCCACUGACGGAAGCACCACGCCCACUGACGGAAGCACCACGCCCACCGAUGGAAGCACCACGCCCACCGAUGGAAGCACCACUCCCACUGGCGGCAGCACCUCUCCUUCAGCGAGCGAUAGCACGAGUCCUUCAGCAGGAUCCCCCGACAGCCCCAACAGCAGCCCCUCCGACAGCGACACCAGCAACAACAGCAGCAACGCCAACCGCAACAACCGCCGGAGGCGCCGCCAGCGGGCUCAGCGACAACGUCGUCAGCGCCGUGCUGCUCAGCGCAGGAAGAACCGCCGCAACAACAGGAACAACAGGAACAACAGGGUUGGCUAAGCUGAAUGGCUAGGCCAACGGCUUCGAUUUUUGUGCCUACAAAUAAAUGAGUAUUUUGAAAAAACGAUC